AUGGGUUUCGACGAUCACAGUAUCAACGGUGGCUAUAGUAGCAUGAACAUUGAUUCACCACAGCCACCAUCAUAUCAACAACAUCAACAACAACAACAACAACAACCAUCAGUACAACAACAAUUAACUGAAUCAUUACCAUAUGGAUUCUAUCAACAAAAUCAAACUGCUUAUCCACAACAACAACAAUAUGUUCCACAACCAACUCAACAACAACAACAACAACAAUCAUCACUUUAUUAUAAUCCACAACAACAAUCAAUGGUAUAUCCAUCAACUCCAGUUGCUGCACCACCACAAUUUGACAAUGCACAUGAUCUCAAGAGAUGUUUAAAGUGUACCAAGAUUUACUAUCACAUUGAUAGUUUUAACAAUCAAGCUUGUUCUUACCAUCGUGACAAGUAUGUUAUAAAAUAA
Molecule: messenger RNA, 417 nt
Organism: Cavenderia fasciculata
Lineage: Eukaryota; Evosea; Eumycetozoa; Acytosteliales; Cavenderiaceae
Exons: 1
Coding region: 1-417 (138 amino acids)
Source: RefSeq, a predicted model, not a curated record